GGCUCCGUUAUCUCGCCAUGAUUUUGAAGGUGUCAGUAAUUCUGCUGGCAGCCGCGGUGGUGUCAGCGCAGGCGGCGCAACUGGGCUACGGAUACUCAGCGCCCCAGAUACCACAACAGAAUGCGGUGACCAACAAUUAUCUUCCUCCUUCUGAGAGUUCCUCGUCCGAAGAAUCGAGAGAAAUCUUCGCGUCCAGAUCCUACCGGCCUCAGAGUGACGAGUCCUUUGAGGAUUACAGGCCCCCCAAGUACGACUUCUCCUACACCUCGUCGGACCUCCGCGGCCACGACUUCGGCCACAAGGACACCCGCGACGGAGACAACACCAAGGGAUCCUACCACGUCCAGCUCCCCGACGGGCGCAAGCAGGUCGUCAGCUACCGUGUGGACGGCGACUCGGGGUUCGUAGCCGAGGUCACGUACGAAGGGGAGGUUCGAUUUGCCCAAGGACAGCCUCGUCAGGUAGCAAGACACUACGGCGUCCCUGACUCCGACGAGUCCGAUGAGUCUCGCGAAGUUCCUCGUGUCUCGGUUCCCAGGCCUCUUUACUCAGCUCCCGACUCCGAUGAAUCUGACGAGUCCAGGGAAGUCCCCCGACGCGUCCCGUCCCCUCGGCCCAGGUAUUCCCGCCCUGUGUCCCUCGAAUCUGCCGAGUCUGAGGAAUCGAGGGAAGUCCGACGGUUCCCAACGCCCAGGCCGAGGUACGCGCGCCCUGCUUCGGAUGAGUCUGACGAGUCUCGGGAGGCGCCGACCCUCACCACGCCCAGGUCGCGGUUCUUCAUCCCAGAGUCAGAGGAAUCCAAGGAGUCCGCUGAAGGGUACGUCUACACAACGCCCGCCACGCCCUUCGUAGCCACGACUCCUGCCCCCUCGUACUCGGCUCCCGUCGCUCGCCCUCCUUCUCCCAGGCCAAGGAUCACCUUCCUCGAUUCUGAUGAAUCGGAUGAGUCAGAUGAGUCAAGGGAGAUCCCGACCCCGAGGCCAACCACGACUGCACGACCAGUCACCAGGCGUCCUGACUCUGACGAAUCGGACGAGUCUCGCGAAGGAUACUCUUACAGGCCUCCCAAGACGCCCUUCGUCCUCACCACGACUCGAAGGCCAACCACGACCCCACGACCAGUCAUUAGACGCCCUGAUUCCGAUGAAUCCGAUGAAUCAGACGAAUCACGCGAAGGAUACUCUUACAGGCCUCCCAAGACUCCUCUCGCCCUCACAACCGCCAGACCAAGGAAGAUCCCGACCCCCAGGCCAACCACGACUCCACGACCAGUCAUCAGACGCCCUGAUUCCGAUGAAUCAGACGAGUCUCGUGAAGGAUAUUCUUACAGACCUCCUAAAACGCCCUUCGUUUUGACAACCCCGAGACCAAGAUAUUCACGGCCUGACUCCGAUGAAUCCGAUGAGUCAGAUGAGUCAAGGGAGAUCACGACCCCGAGGCCAACCACGACUCCACGACCAGUCACCAGGCGUCCUGACUCUGAUGAGUCUGACGAAUCUGAUGAGUCCAGAGAAGGAUACGUCUACAGACCUCCGAAGACUCCCUUCGUCCUCACCACCGCUAGACCAAGAUUCCCACGCCCGGAUUCCGAUGAAUCGGACGAGUCAGAUGAGUCAAGAGAGACCACAACCUCAAGACCAAUCACGACUCCACGCCCAGUGAUUAGGCGUCCCGACUCUGACGAAUCGGACGAAUCACGCGAAGGGUAUGUUUACAGGCCCCCCAAGACUCCUCUCGCCCUCACAACCGCCAGACCAAGGAAGAUCCCGAUCCUCAGGCCAACCACGACUCCACGACCAGUCAUCAGACGCCCUGAUUCCGAUGAAUCCGAUGAAUCCGAUGAAUCAGAUGAAUCACGCGAAGGAUACUCUUACAGGCCUCCCAAGACUCCUUUCCCCCUCGCCACCGCUAGACCAAGAAAGAUCCCGACCCCCAGGCCAACCACGACUCCACGACCAGUCAUCAGACGCCCUGAUUCCGAUGAAUCCGAUGAAUCUGAUGAAUCGCGCGAAGGAUACUCUUACAGGCCUCCUAAAACGCCUCUCGUCUUCACCACCGCAAGACCAAGGCUUCCCCGCCCGGACUCAGAUGAAUCCGAUGAGUCAAGGGAAGUCCCCCGCGUCACAACGCCCAGUCCAAGGUAUUCUCGCCCGGAUUCCGAUGAGUCGGAUGAAAGUGAUGAGUCAGUUGGGAGGCCCCGCUUGAUAGUGCCGAGACCGCGAUCUUCACGUCCAGACUCCGAUGAAUCCGAUGAAUCGGACGAAUCACGCGAAGGAUACUCUUACAGGCCUCCCAAGACUCCUUUCCCCCUCGCCACCGCUAGACCAAUAAAGAUCCUGAGACCCAGGCCAACCUCGACUCCACGACCAGUCAUCAGACGCCCUGAUUCCGAUGAAUCUGAUGAGUCUGAUGAAUCGCGUGAAGGAUACUCUUACAGGCCUCCUAAAACGCCCUUCGUUUUGACAACCCCGAGACCAAGGCUUCCACGCCCAGACUCUGAUGAAUCGGACGAGUCAGAUGAGUCAAGGGAAAUCACGACCCCGAGGCCAACCACGACUGCACGACCAGUCAUUAGGCGUCCUGACUCUGACGAAUCGGACGAGUCUCGCGAAGGAUACUCUUACAGGCCCCCCAAGACGCCCUUCGUCUCAACCACCGCUAGACCGAGACUCCCACGCCCGCACUCGGACGAAUCUGAGUCUCUCGAGAGCUCAGAGGAAUCCCUGGAAAUCCCCCGCAUCACGACGCCAAGGACGAGAUACAUCGCCCCGGAUUCCGUAGAGACGCCGGCACCUACCACGCCCAGGACUCGUUACGUGGCCCCCGAGUCGUCCGAGGAAUCGCGAGAAGGGGGCUAUGACUACACGCCGCCGAAGACUCCUCUCAACUUCCCGGCCCAGGACUCUGAGGAAUCGGAGGAAGCUCCUAGGACUCUCUAUUCUGCCCCAGAGCCACAGGAGUCCAAAGAGUCUCGAGAGGGAUACGUGUACAAUGCUCCCAGUGUUCCUUUUCCGUUCCCACAGUGAGCAGUAGAGUUGCGUCUAUGUAAGAUAUGUUGAUUCCCACAUUUAUGUGCUUUUUAUCCUUAUUUCCUUCUUGCUCUUGCUCAUCUUCAUUUCUUUUCCAUUUUGUUUAAUUAUCAUUCUUAUUCAUCUUAUUCUUCCUCAUCAUCGCCUGCUUCUUCCCUCCUUCAUUGCUCGAGACCCCUUCCAGGAUUUGAUGAUUUUGAUGAUGAUGAAGCACAAUCUCAUCAAAAUUAUCAAUUUCAUUUAAGAUGCAGUGGAAAAUAAAUUCAGACUUAAUGUACACAAUACGUAUAUACAGAGAAACACGUGUACUGAAUAACGACAACAUUCGCCAAAACAGAAAAAAAUAUAUAAAAAAGAAAAAUAUAUACAUACGUGUUACAACAGGCAAGACACAUUUGCUUCCAAAGCUUGUGAAUAGGUAGGUAACUUAUAAAGAUUUUUUUUUAAAUAAUAAUAAAUAAUGGAAGUUAUUAUUUAUUACGCAUAUUUAUAUUUAUUUAUUGCUACGGCUUUCUCAAUAAAGAU
Messenger RNA from Penaeus indicus, 3554 nucleotides. RefSeq names its product nucleolar protein dao-5-like. NCBI's taxonomy places the organism in Eukaryota, Metazoa, Arthropoda, Malacostraca, Decapoda, Penaeidae. Gene Ontology annotation, cellular component: extracellular matrix. The transcript has 5 exons. The coding region runs from base 18 to 3026 and encodes 1002 amino acids. The record is from RefSeq and is a predicted model, not a curated record.